Penicillium waksmanii is the source of this 1542-nucleotide messenger RNA. RefSeq lists its product as uncharacterized. The record is from RefSeq and is a predicted model, not a curated record. The transcript has a single exon. Lineage: Eukaryota; Fungi; Ascomycota; Eurotiomycetes; Eurotiales; Aspergillaceae. Bases 1 to 1542 code for a protein of 513 amino acids.
AUGUUAGGUCAUUACACCAGCACGAUUGAGAUAGUUCGCCACGCAAAAGUACUCAUCUGUGAAUUGGAACUCGCGCAAGCACAGACUUUAGCUACUGGGCCUGCAGAUCCGUUCGUAGUAGCGGCCCAAGCUGCAUUAGAUGCAGCCCAGCUUGCGUAUGCUGGUGUUGGACCAGAUAUUGUUGUUCCUGUCAUCAACCCAGGAGGUCUCCCUCCUCAACCGAUUUCGGAAUAUAAUACACUAGGGGAGAUUUUCGACGACUGCUGCUUAGAAUGUUUCCAGAUGCUUCAUCUAACAGGCACGGUCUGGAUCAGUGGAUAUGACCGUACAGCGACCAAUUACUUCGCCAUAGUUUCUGAGGUUGCCAAAAACCUUGGCGGGGGCAAUCCUGUCCCUCUCCUUCUUUAUAUGUUGAACAAUGCGUCACUGGAUGAUCUCUUGAGUCCGGCAGUUGUGCAUAUGCAUAACCCUGAUGCUCGGGGACGCAAUAUCCUUUUCAAUCUUGUGAGUGUGGUUAAUAGAUCUCUUGAGGAAACUUGGAUAGAUCGAGUGCACAGGAUGGCAAUAGUGGGAGGACAGCCAAUGCCAUUAACACCUGCAGAGUUGACCAGGCAAUGUUCUGGUAGCUCAAAUGCAAUGGCUCAUUUAUCUUUCGCGCAUUAUUUCCGUGCAUUCCAGUUCGGGCUUGUAUUCGCCAAUGUGGAUGAUAUCCCCCCUACAGUCCCAGUACGUAACACAUGGUCUUUUGUACUGCGUCGUGCAGACAGUCCCGAUCUCACCAACAUCGUUACCCACAUGGCAUCAGUAUCAACUACCAUCAGUACCUGGAUCGGGGUUCCUGUGAAUACGCCUGGCAGAAAUGGAUAUCCCGCAAUAUUUUCCGGUCGGGCUACCCCUCACUUCCUUGCUAUUUGGCAUAAUAGGCCGUGGAUGGCAACUCAAAUCGCCAAUGGUACACAUGCGGUCUCGGAUGAGCCCAGUGAUGUUGUCACGAGGAUUGAUGGGCCUAUGAGACUGGCCGGGUGGGCGGCUAUCCAACAUUUCAAUGCAGACGGUCUUGGCAUGCUUAGUGAAUGGGUCGAUUUAGCACGGCCUCGACUGACGCAUACUCAACGAUAUCAGCAGUUAAUCGAUAUCCUCAAGAUGAUUAUAGUACAAUACAAAGAGGAAUAUCGGAUUAUUACUGAUGAAUGUGAGGCUAGGCUCGCUGCACUACCCGUCGGCGCAAAUCCAGCCGCUCUUGAAUUGCAAAGGGAUAACUCGUUAAAUGGAAUUGAAGAUAUAGGCAGGCAGAUGAUUCGGACGAUUUUGGACAACAGUAUCAACUUUAACGUCACAGCCGACAUCACGCUGAAUCCUAAUUGGGAGAAUAUCAACAUGACAUUAGUUGACACUGUGGAGUUCACCGAAUUUAUUCGUAAUGACGUUGAGCCAAUACGUGGAUCCAGAGACCCAAAGUUUGCCAUUGUGAAGCCAUUGAUGCAUGAGAUUUUGAAGUCUGCGGCAAGAACCACGCGGACUCGGAGUCGACGGGGAUCAUAG